Messenger RNA from Entrophospora sp. SA101, 783 nucleotides. NCBI's taxonomy places the organism in Eukaryota, Fungi, Glomeromycota, Glomeromycetes, Entrophosporales, Entrophosporaceae. The record is from the annotation of a GenBank genome assembly.
AUGAGUUUUGGAGGAGCUAGCAUCGGCAAUUCAUCUGAUUCAAUUUUUUGUGUUGUUGAUUUCCCCCCUAUGGAGAAUCAACAGAUUAAUGAAGAUCUCAUUGACUAUCUUAGGCAAACUUAUUACCAAGUGAAUCAGCCUUCAUUGGGAAGAGUGUUUGACAUAAAGGCUACAGCAAAAGGCAAAUUUGAGAUUGUAGAACAUCGUCAUAAAAACAAUACUUCUUUCCAUGAUAAAAUUUUCAUUCUUUACAAACCUAAAAAAACACCAUUGAUGCCUUCGUUAUUGUCAGCAAUUGUCUAUUUAACAAAUUACGAGGAGGUAAUGAAUGGUCAAUUAUUGAUAGGAGAUGAUAAAGUUGACUUUACUUCUUUAUUACUUGCACUUUUAUUAAAUAAACUCCCAAAAAUGUCAGGAAUUUGUUUGUCACGUCUUACAGAAGAGCGUAAACAAUGGAGGAGAGACCAUCCAUAUGGCUUUUAUGCAAUGCCAGUUAAGAAAGAAAGUGGAUUAGAUAUGAUGACAUGGAAAGUGGGAAUUCCAGGAAAAAAAGGCACGCUAUGGGAAAAUGGUCUUUACAAAAUGGUCUUGAUUUUUCCAGAAGGAUGGAAACCUGGUAUUAACAUUAAACAGAUCUUGUUAGGAAUCCAAAAUCUUUUAGAUGAACCAAAUCCCAAAAGUCCUGCACAUAAUGAAGCUUAUGUUUUAUACAAGAAAAAUCGUCGCGAGUAUGAAAAACGAAUAAGAAAACAAGCUGAAGAUAAUUCUGAAAAAAAUGAUUAA